CGAGGAUAGACGGUACCAUGGCCAGUCUUAAAAUUUUUGUUGUUUUCGCUGCGGGAUUUAUUUACGUCAAUGGUCAGACUUCAGUGGUCACCAAUUUGGAUCAAGCCGCAACAAGAACUGUUGCAGCAGGAGGAACAGAAUAUGUAGUGGCUGGUGGACAGCCGACGGCUUCAUCGGGUGGAUCUUUACUAGACUUAGCUGCUGCUGGUUUUGGUGGACAACCGUCAAAUGGUCCCACCCCAGCGGCACCAGUCGGACAACCUGUAGCUACAGGAAGGGGUACACAAGGAGGAUCAGCCCUAUCAAAUGCGGGUUCUUUCAUGGAUGCUGUUAAUAAUUUAUUAAGUGGAGAGACAAGACAAAUGAACCCGGAUUUAUUAGCUACCCUGGGUUUACCAUCCAGUACGGGUUCUACUGGAACUUCAGCUUCACUGAACUCUGGAUUUCCAUCCAAUUCUGGCUCAAUGGUCAUCGCCGAUACAGCUUCUGGCACCAAUCCAUCAAAUAUAUUGACAGUACCAGUACCGAACUCACAACCGUUAGGGGGUAACACUGGUAUACCACAGGGGGCUUUGGUCGACGCUCCUGCCUCUAAUAACAACCUAUAUCCAGCAUCAAGUAACAUGCCACCGGGAACAUUAGCAGAUCCUAAUACCAUGGGAAACGUAGUCGACCCCAAUGCCCCAAUUCCAACAGGAAAUAUAAUGUAUGGUCCUAGUCGUGGGGAUGCUGCUGCUCCUGGAAGUGGUCCUUUGUCUAUGAUAGGAACAGGACCAACUGCUCCAAGUUUUACUAACCCUACUGCUGUUCCCAACCCUGCCUUUGGAACCGGGAUCACUGACAUUGGUAGCCCUCUAGGCUCUCAAACAGUGUAUCCAGUGCCCAGUGGCCAAGGACCCUUAGCAGGUAUGUCUGGUGGUAGCCCGACACCCCUAUCAGGUCCAUCUGGUGGAGGUCUGUCACCCUUAGCAAUGCAACCUAGUGGUGGUCAAGGACCAUUAGCAAGCUUAACAGGGGGGCCCAAUGCAGGAGGAAAUGCUAUGACCACAGUUCCUGCAGGCGGAGGCGGGCCUUUGGCAUCCCUUUCUUCAGUAACCGCACCAGGCAAUACACAGCAGAAUAGUAACAACAAUAAUAUGAUGAUGCUGAUGAUGAUGCUGCUGUCGGGCGGAGAAAUGAGCCCGCUAACAAUGAUGUUGGCAGCUGGAGGAGGAGCUAAUAAUGCUGCCAUGUUACCUAUGAUGCUGGCAAUGAGUCAAUAGACAAUCCUUCUAGAUCUGUAUGGCGUGGAUUUUACAUUGUAAAUAGAUGUACAGAAAUGUUAAUUAAUUAAUGUGUUGUAUAUUGAUUGAAUAGCAAAGAAUAUAAACCAUUAACUCGCGUGAACCAAUCUUUAGGUUCAUAGUUAAACUGAAAUACACUUCGUAUGUUAAAGGGAUUCUACCAUUAUUCCUAAGCUGUUUAAGAAUCGUCAAAUUCAUAUCUGUUUCUAAGGGUUUUGAAAUAUAAAAGACAGUUAGUAUAGACAA
This is a messenger RNA of Patella vulgata (common limpet), 1529 nucleotides long. Its product is annotated as MAPK-interacting and spindle-stabilizing protein-like. Bases 18 to 1262 code for a protein of 414 amino acids. The record is from RefSeq and is a predicted model, not a curated record. NCBI's taxonomy places the organism in Eukaryota, Metazoa, Mollusca, Gastropoda, Patellidae. The transcript has 8 exons.